Molecule: messenger RNA, 664 nt
Organism: Nilaparvata lugens (brown planthopper)
Lineage: Eukaryota; Metazoa; Arthropoda; Insecta; Hemiptera; Delphacidae
Product: bolA-like protein 3
Exons: 4
Coding region: 219-554 (111 amino acids)
Source: RefSeq, a predicted model, not a curated record
AUAUCGAAUCGAAUAUCAAGCCGAAAUCUCGCUUCACCAGGUGAUUUCAAGGUCAAAUGUUCAAUACUAGAUGUAAACAAAACUAUAACCUAUAAAUAAUUUUGUUGAAAUUAAUUGGAAAUUGUGAAAACGUAAAGACAUUUUAGAUUUGAAAUUUUUCCAUGCGGACAAAUUCAUCAUCUUCAACAAAUUGACGUCUUCAUUGCUAAUUUGAAAUCAUGUUGUUGAGUACCAUUCUUAAAUUCAGAUUUCAAAUACCAGUAAUUAAUAGGAGCAGGCAAAAUAUUUUGACGAGGAGUUUUUGCAGUACAGAGGAUGAUGCGACUAGUGGAGAAAAGCGAAUCAAAUCAUUACUGAAGAAAGAAUUUCCUAACGCAGCAGAUAUACAUGUGAAAGAUAUUUCAGGUGGAUGUGGAUCAAUGUAUGCCAUUGAUAUACGAGCUGGUGAAUUUAAAAAUCUCAAUAUUGUUAAUCAACAUCGACUUGUUCAUAAAGUUCUCAAAAAAGAAAUUGAGGGUAUGCAUGGGUUGCAACUGAACACAUCUUCAACUUGAGUGAUGUCGCCAUUGUCAGCUAAAUGUUAUUCUGUAAAUAUUUAUUCCUAGUAUACUAUAUAGUGAAUUGUUUUCUACUGGUUACACUGAAUUAAAAUAUUUGAACAGUU